GCCGUACUAGGAAUUUUCCUUGAGGAUUUGAGCUAGUGCGCACUUGACUGUAUAUCAGUCUGUUGGCGCAGGUUUAUUUGUUGGUCAGUUCAGAAAGUCAAGGAAAUAGUAGACUGCCACAAAAUUUCCGCUGUUGUAUGCCACUAAUUUUGCCGAGUAGUACAAGGCUGCUUUAGACUUUUGAAAAUGAAGUUCCAACCAAAUGCCCUUAUUGAACGGUUACUGCAUGGACUAAACAAUGGAGAAGGAGACUGCUUUCCCCUGAAACAACCUACCCCCACUUUUGAUGGUCUGGAUCAAAACCUCAUGGUUUGGACUUAGUUAAUCAGACGGCUCGUAUUGUUCCUUUCUCUGAGCUUGAAAUAUCACCCCACCAACAGCAUAUUAGUGCUCUCCCAAUAUAAAAGAAUCCUUACACAUGAACCUUAACACACAUGUGUAGUUCAUCUUCCCUUUCUCGCAAUGGCUUCCUCCCUGCAGACUUAUGUUCUUCCGGUUCUGUUAUUUGUCAUCCUCCUUGUCAAGUCAACGUCCACAUCUGAAAAUCAUCACCAUCACCACAAGCACAACGAAAAUCAAAUCAAGUCCAUCCAUUUUGCACUCUAUCAACAUGAAACCAUAAACAAAACCGGAUAUAUCAUAGUGAACGGUGUAGCUGGACCAGGCGUAACUCAAACAACAACGCCUUUUGGCACCUUGUUUGCUUUCCAGGAUCCUUUGACUGUCGCAUCAAAUCGGUCUUCCAAGGUAAUUGGAAUUGCAGAAGGAACUUCCAUCACCUCUAGCUUUGAUGGGCUCCGCAGUAUUUCAGUUGCUAAGAUCACUUUACGUUUGAAGAACCACAUAGGUUCAAUUUCCAUAGCAGGAGGCACACACAAUCUUAAAGCCUCUGAUCAUCCUGUUGUUGGAGGAACCGGUGACUUCACCUUCGUGCAAGGCUACAUAACAUCAUCUCCGCUUGAUCUCAAAGGCCUCACUGUUGUUUACAAGAUUGAGUUUCACCUUUACUGGCCUCCUUAUGCUAAGCAAGCUUCUUUGUCCUGAAGAGUUUGGCCGAAAUUGAGAAUUCUCUGUUACUAUUAGUUAUUAUGUCAAGUCUACCAAUCCAGAUUUUGAGUCCUAUUUUCAUUUUUAUUUGUCUUAAUAGCAACUUCUUUAUUAUUAUUAUUACAAUAAUGCAAGGCUUACUUUAUGAUCA
This is a messenger RNA of Ziziphus jujuba (common jujube), 1198 nucleotides long. RefSeq names its product dirigent protein 19. The coding region runs from base 463 to 1044 and encodes 193 amino acids. NCBI's taxonomy places the organism in Eukaryota, Viridiplantae, Streptophyta, Magnoliopsida, Rosales, Rhamnaceae. The transcript has a single exon. The record is from RefSeq and is a predicted model, not a curated record.